AUGAACCUAACCCUAAACGUCACCCUCAAAAGUCACCCCAGUCAUGCCUACUCCACCUCCACAGAGACCCAUCCCCAUCUCCCCUCCCCCGUUGCGAACCACCGCGAGCCACUUCCCAACUCUAACCACUCCCUCACCGCCUCACCUAAACCUCACCUCCGCGAAACCCCCAAUCGAUCUCCUUGCCUCGAAGUCGCGCGUCCCCUCACUCCUCCAUCACGGGCCAUCAUAACUCACGCCGCCACCAUGAACCCCACCGCUAGCCACUCAGUCUCAUCCCUCACGACCCCACUAUUAGGGUUAGGUCAAGAUACGAGCUCAAAUGGGACAUGGGCUGAGAAGGAGUGGGUCACAGUGCUGGACCUUGCAGCUUCUGGCAUCAACUUGCAGAAGAUAGAAGAUGUUGAUACUUUCUCACAGUAUUCGGAGCCUUUGUUGCAGCUAUUGGCAACAAUUCCCCCAAAUGAAAAGGUGAUUCUAGUGGGUCACAGCCUUGGGGGAUUCAACAUAGCACUUGCCAUGGACCAAUUCCCAGAAAAAGUUGCUGUCGGUGUUUUCUUAACAGCUUUCACUCCAGACAUUAAUCACAAGCCAUCCUAUGUCUUAGAAAAGAACAUCGCCCAAGCCCUAAUUUACAAGGCUAAACAGAAACAGAGAGGAGCUGGCCGAAUGAUGUUACCGAGUGUGCAAGGGCAAGCUGAAGGAAAGUGGAUCGUCAUUGACUCUGGCAAAGUCAUAGUUCACGCACUUGAUGAAAAGGCUAGAGCUUACUACAAUUUGGAGGGUCUUUGGACCCCGGGGACAAUUCAAAAUGCACCACAUGGGGAUUUCAUGGUCUUACUCAAAUUAAAGCUGAUGGUUGAGACUAUAGCCACUCUGUUACGGUGCUUGACAAUGUAUUUACUAAUCAUCAAGAAAAUUGGAAUGGAAAAAUUGGGUAGCUUAGUGGUGAGACUUGUCUUCUUACCUUUUGAAGAAAGUUCAUAUGCAACAUUUGCAAGGUCUACUUCAGGACAAUAUGCAGGAAAAAGCAAGAUAUUGGGAAAUGGCUUGAUGGAAUCCCUUAAGUUAGUUUUGUUGAUUGACCUUGUUUUCAUGGCAUUUGGUCCAAGUUAUUCUUAUUCACUCAUUAGAUUGCUAUAUGGUGAAAAAUGGAGUGAUGGAGAAGCGUCAACUGCCCUCCGCUGUUAUUGCUUUUAUGUCAUUGUUUUGGCCAUGAAUGGUCACGUAACUGUUGCUACCCCGGAACAAUUGGCGACGAGAGAGGAAGAAGGUGGAAAGAACAUUUUGAAGACUGCAAUGUGGGAUCUAGAAUUGGCGAAGAGUUUGUUAAGGCCAGCGUCCCUCUUUGGCGAAGACUUGUCGCAGCUCGAAAACUUCUCCAAACAGGGAUAUGGAUCAGUUCCUCUUGCUUAUAUCGUUUGCACUGAGGACCUUACAAUUUCACUGAGUUUUCAACUCUGGAUGAUUCAAAAUGCUGCCAUCAAUGACGUUCUAGAGAUCAAAGGUGCGGAUCAUAUGCCCAUGUUUAGCAAGCCACAAGAACUAUGCAAUUCUCUGCUGCAAAUAGCCGCCAAAUACGCAUGA
Molecule: messenger RNA, 1587 nt
Organism: Sphenostylis stenocarpa
Lineage: Eukaryota; Viridiplantae; Streptophyta; Magnoliopsida; Fabales; Fabaceae
Source: the annotation of a GenBank genome assembly